UUUUUUUUUUUUUUUUUUUUAAUCCGUGAAGUUGAAUUUUUUGUGUUACCAACUCCGCAUUCAGCAUUUUUGUCUUUAGAAUUUAUUAUGUAAAUUCCUAUAUUCAAAGUUGCCCGAAUCCAUUUAAAAGAAGCUUAAAUGCAAAUUGGAGAGCCUUUGAUGACUAAAGGUAUAUUGGCUUUUCUGAUCCACUUUUGUUUGGACCAAAACCAGUAUUGUACAAAGUAUUAAGUAUAUAUUUUUCUAUUGCGUGUUUAAAUGGACGAGGGUGACUUUGGAUGAUAAGGAAGUCAGUUUAAUUUUAAAGCCAUGAUUAUUACUGGAUGAGUGAUUAAGAUUAAAAACCAUGGGUAAUUACCAUCAAUAAAACUAUAAAAAGAAUUGUUUUCUGUUUUUGCUCUUUUCAUACAGAACCCACAGUGUAUGUUAUUUAUUCGUUUAUAAUGAUUAUUAGCUUAAAUAGCUAAAUUUGAGGAAUCCUCAUCAAUGGUUGUUAUGUGUUUGUUACUAAACAAAUAUAAGGCAACAUGUCAUCAGAUUUUUAAGCUCUCAAGUUCUCUGUGUAAGGCCUCAAAAAUCCAGUAUUGGUUUGGCUUUAAUGUAGCUAGAAAAAUGUAUGUGUAUACACUCAUAUGCCAGUUUAUUAGGUACAGUAGCUAAAACUAUUGCAGUCUAAUACAACUGCCCUGAAAAAUGUACUGCCAUGUUAAAUGUUCAGUUUUUGUUGAAACUGUUGUUGAAAGGUUUUUUCAACUUUAUCGUCUUUUAGGUGGCUGUAGUUUGUGGUGCUACAGCAUCAUACUGAUUCUCAUAUUUAGGCUGUCCUCAUUGGUAUAAAUGGCAAACUUUUACAUUGAGAGGAGUCUUUUUUAUUUUAUUUUUUUUUUAGGUUUAGUUUUAAAUACUUGGAAACACACCACAGUCAAGUUCCCAGCAGCUCUGUGGUCUGGCUGUUGCAAUGAAUUGUUGAUUUUGUCCACUUCUGUUACUUAUUCACCGCAAGUUCACUAAUCUGCUUUUCUCAUGUCAGUUGGUUUCCCUCUAGAUUGGUUUAUGGUUUGCAAGUUCAUUUUUUGGGUCGUACUCCAAUAUUUUUUUUUUUAAGAUUAUGAGCAGUUUCUGGGGCGUCCUGGUAAUUAAAAUGUAUACCAUAUAACUGCAGUGUCCCUUGAUAAAUUCAUACCCCUUCCUUUCCUGCCCUCUAUUUCCUCUGCAUCUCUCUACGAUAUUUAAUAACAGCAAAAUGCCCCCAGAAAGUUGAAACUUGUGAUUUCACAUGACAUGACAAUACUAUAAUACAACAAUAAUUUGAUCUUUGUAGAAGUCAAAUUGUGAUAAUGUAGAUAUUUAUUAAGGACUUUAAUGCUUAAUGAAACAUAUGCAUGUAUUUAUAUAUAAACAGUAGUGUAUCCAUAGAAAAUACAUUGGGGUUCUAUGUUCUUAUUUAUGCAAAUGAGCUGUUUGUUGACAUGAUUCCAGGUUCUGAUGUCACAGUGUGCAUGUUCUAAAUGUUUGGUCCCCGGAAGAGAAAAGCUUCACUUUUCUUCUGUUCCUCGAGCUGAGAGCACGUUUAUCAGUACUUCUUACAUUUCUUCACUCAAUUUGUUUAAAAAAAACAAAAAUGUGGCAACAUCGUGCAUUUAAAGAGGACCAGGUCAGGUUCACUCUGCCAGUCCUGUCCACCAACAGCAGCCUGCUGACCAGCAGACCGCAGCUUCAGAGCAGCAAAGUGCUGAAACUCAACGAGGAAAUCGUCUGCACUCUGGGUGAAGAUGUUUCACGGAUCCCCUCUGCCACUCGUAGCACCAUGAGGCAUCUCAGCUCUCGGCAUACAGAGGUCAGCCAGUGGCAGGCCCAGAUAUCUGAAAGCAUUGGGCGUGUGAACCGGGAAAUCUCUGCUGUAGAGCUGGUGAAAAACACAGCUGAGUGCUACCUCCAGGAGAGGCAGCUGUACAGUCAGCUCAUGAGCAACUGUGUGGCGCUCCAAAAAAGUUUGAGCACAUCGGUCCUGACACAGGACCACAUCCUUAUUCAGCUCAAGAAAGAAGAGCAGCUUACCAGUGAGACCAGAGAGCUGCUCCAGAAGCAGAUCUGCAGCCUGCUCCACAAACUGAGCACUCUGAAGGAGAUCCGCACUCAGCUGCUGGCCGAUUUUCAGGACAAGGGUGAAGCCAUAAAGCUUACCACCAAAUGCAUCACCCAUGAGGUCAACACCCCAAGCUCCCAGCUCCCUGCCGGUCAAUACAAGCCCAACCAUGUGACCUAUGACAAGUGGCUGUCCCACUGCAGGGACCUGAGGCUGACGGCUGACAAUUUGAUUAAAGACUCUUCUACCUUAAGGGGAAACCUGCGGUUCACCAUAGCUAAUCUGAAAAAUGCCCAAGAGCGCCAGCGCCGCAGCACAGAAGACUGUCUGAGGAAGAAGAUCAAUGAGCUGAGCAGGGUCCAGGACAUGAUGAUCUGGGAGAGGCAGCAGAUAAAGGGUGAGAUUUCUGAUCUGACCAAUGACAUACAGAAAGUGACAGGUCAGAUCAGGAACUGUGACUCCAAGCUGCAUCAGGCCACCCACCGCCUGGACAUCCUCAACCAGAGACCAAGACAUGAGCUCUGCCUGGACCAGCCCCACUUCAGCCUCACACUGGAGAAAUAUGACCUGACAAAGAUGGCAGCCGAACUUCACCCAGUGCUGAAGCACUCCCAGCAGGAACUGGGACUCACACGCAGGCGCCUGAUGAUUCUGGAGGACAAACUGGCCAAAAAUGCUCAUACCCUGGAUGUGGAGCAGAAGUGCCAGAACCUUCACCAGAGUUUCCUGCCUACACUCGACACCAUUGUGGUCCUGGCCAACAAGCCACAGAUCCCCUCAACCAUGGGCCGCUCCAGCCCUCACGCCUACCUACAGUAGAGCUUGGUGGAGUGCAUUAGCACUCUAUUGCACCCCUGUUGUCUUUUCCAUGUGGUGUUACAAAAAUUAAUAAAAUAUCUCAUUGCAAACUAA
Seriola dumerili (greater amberjack) is the source of this 2998-nucleotide messenger RNA. RefSeq lists its product as uncharacterized. The record is from RefSeq and is a predicted model, not a curated record. NCBI's taxonomy places the organism in Eukaryota, Metazoa, Chordata, Actinopteri, Carangiformes, Carangidae. The transcript is spliced from 9 exons. Bases 1622 to 2905 code for a protein of 427 amino acids. Gene Ontology annotation, biological process: cilium assembly; cilium movement involved in cell motility. Gene Ontology annotation, cellular component: nucleus; microtubule cytoskeleton.